ACUAGAAGGCUUGUACAGACAGAAAACAAUAUGGAUCUGGACAGUAUUGAGGGCCUGAAUGAAGUCCGUCCAGCAGUGUACCGUGCUGCGCUGAAGCUUCGCUCCCUACAGAAGCUGUGUCAGAUGCACAUGGUAACUCUGCGGGAGCUGCGCCCGGCUCUCAGCCUCCUGAGUGAAUCGGCCGACCCCCAGACACGACUCUCUGAGGCAGAGGUGAGACAGGGCCUGGAAAGACUCUUUCAGAGUGUGUCUGAAGAACAUCCAGGUCAGGUCUUUACAGAGGCGAUCGAUCAGACUACCAGACUCCUCUUCAAGCUCUAUGAUAGGGAGCAGACUGGAUCUGUGCUUCUCCACUCAGUGGAGGCAGCACUGACUGCACUCUCAGGAGAUUCACUCACAGACAAACACAGAGCUCUAUUCAGGUUGGGAGAGAGCCUCAGUGGUCACCUGGGCAGCGAGGAUAGUACGGUGACCCGUAGUGGACUGAGAGUCCUGCUUCAUGACCUCAGCCAGGUGCCAGCUGUUGUACAGGAGAGCCAUGUGUUUGGCCAUGUGGAGACUGCAGUGAGAUCAUGUUUCAGUGGGGUUUUGACAGCAGGUGUGUGUGAAGAGGUGUCUGUGGGCUGGCUGCAGUCCGAGCCUCGGCUGCUCCUGUGGCUCUCUACACUAUACAGGAUCUCUGCCAGCGAAGCCGUUGUCCAUGCAAUCCGCUGCCGGGCCUGUAAAGCCUUCCCCAUUACUGGCCUCAG
Messenger RNA from Clupea harengus (Atlantic herring), 749 nucleotides. It is a transcript of the gene dytn, whose product is annotated as dystrotelin-like. Gene Ontology annotation, cellular component: plasma membrane. The transcript has 7 exons. NCBI's taxonomy places the organism in Eukaryota, Metazoa, Chordata, Actinopteri, Clupeiformes, Clupeidae. Gene Ontology annotation, biological process: synaptic signaling. The annotation marks the transcript as partial. The record is from RefSeq and is a predicted model, not a curated record. Gene Ontology annotation, molecular function: zinc ion binding.